This is a messenger RNA of Camelus dromedarius (Arabian camel), 1537 nucleotides long. RefSeq names its product family with sequence similarity 181 member B (gene FAM181B). Lineage: Eukaryota; Metazoa; Chordata; Mammalia; Artiodactyla; Camelidae. The record is from RefSeq and is a predicted model, not a curated record. The coding region runs from base 126 to 1406 and encodes 426 amino acids. The transcript has a single exon.
CCCGGCCCGGAGCGAGGAGGCUUCGCCGCGCGCACCGCGCCAGGGCGGGAGCCGGGCCUGGGCCGCGGGCGGGAACCGGCCGGGGGCGCACCGGCCGCGCUGCGGGCCGCCGGGGAGCCACGGCGAUGGCAGUCCAAGCGGCGCUUCUCAGCACGCACCCCUUCGUCCCGUUCGGUUUCGGGGGCUCCCCGGACGGGCUGGGGGGCGCGUUUGGAGCCCUGGACAAGGGUUGCUGUUUCGAGGACGAGGAGACCGGGACGCCGGCGGGCGCGCUGCUGGCUGGCGCCGAGGGCGGGGACGUGCGCGAGGCCACCCGCGACCUGCUCAGCUUCAUCGACUCGGCGUGCAGCAACAUCAAGCUGGCGUUGGACAAGCCUGGCAAGUCUAAGCGGAAGGUGAACCACCGCAAGUACCUGCAGAAGCAAAUUAAGCGCUGCAGCGGCCUCAUGGGCACCGCGCCCCCGGGCCCGCCCUCCCCGUGCGCCUCCGACACGCCCGCCAAGCGGCCGCUCGUCGCCGCCGGCGCCCAGACAGUCGCGGUCCCAGCCCACGGGAAGGCGGCCCCCCGGCGGGAGGCGUCGCAGGCCGCUGCGGCGGCCAGCCUGCAAAGCCGCAGCCUGGCCGCGCUCUUCGACUCGCUGCGCCACGUCCCCGGAGGCGCCGAGUCGGCGGGGGCUACAGUAGCGGCGCCGGCGGCCGGGCUCGGCAGAGCAGGCGCUGGGGGUGCAGGAGGGGACGCGGCCGGCCCCGCGGGGGGUCCAUUGGUCCCUGGCGCCAGGAAGGUCCCGCUGCGGGCCCGCAAUCUGCCCCCGUCCUUUUUCACCGAGCCGUCCCGGGCAGGCGGCGGCGUGUGCGGCCCGUCGGGGCCCGGCGUGAGCUUGGGAGACCUGGAGAAGGGCGCCGAGGCGGUGGAGUUCUUCGAGCUGCUGGGGCCCGACUACGGCGCCGGCACCGAGACGGGCGUCUUGCUCGCCGCGGAGUCCUUAGAUGUGUUCCCCACCGGAGCCGCUGCCCUGCGGGGACCCCCGGAGCUGGAGCCCGGCCUCUUUGAGCCGCCGCCGGCGAUGGUGGGGAGCCUCCUGUACCCUGAGCCCUGGAGCGCCCCGGGCUGCCCCCCAACCAAGAAGCCGCCCUUAGCUGCCCCCCGCGGUGGCUUGACCUUGAACGAGCCCUUGCGCCCCCUGUACCCCGCGGCCGCGGACUCCCCAGGCGGGGAGGACGGGCCUGGCCUUUUGGCCACUCUCGCCCCCUUCUUCUCAGACUGCGCUCUGCCCCCGCCGCCGCUGCCCCAACAGGUGUCCUACGACUACAGCGCGGGCUACAGCCGCACCGCCUACUCAAGUCUUUGGAGAGCCGACGGGGUUUGGGAAGGGGCGUCCGGGGAGGAGGGGGCGCACCGGGACUGAGUGCGAGGUGCCCUCCCCUCCCAAUAGAGACUGCUGUGGGGGAGCUCCCGCCUAAAGUACGAUGGGAAAAUGCACGUGGAGAGGAAAAGGGAUUUUUAAAAAUUCAAUUAAAUAAAAGAAACUUAAGAAAA